Molecule: messenger RNA, 2880 nt
Organism: Anguilla anguilla (European eel)
Lineage: Eukaryota; Metazoa; Chordata; Actinopteri; Anguilliformes; Anguillidae
Gene: rab27a
Product: RAB27A, member RAS oncogene family
Exons: 6
Coding region: 231-908 (225 amino acids)
Biological process (GO): melanosome transport; positive regulation of exocytosis
Cellular component (GO): melanosome; secretory granule
Molecular function (GO): GTPase activity; GTP binding
Source: RefSeq, a predicted model, not a curated record
ACAGUGGUCCCCGAGGACCGAGUUUGAGAGCGACUGAUCUAAACGGCGCUUCAAUUGUAGAGGUGAAACAUCCAGGUUUACUAAGUCAAAAUCCUCCCCAGUAUUUUGUUCCAAUCUCCUGGAUUUGCUAAUUAGUACAAUUCUUCCACGAGGAGGUAGAUUUAAUUUGUGAAAUCAGUGGGCCGAGUUCAUGGGUGGAAGUCUUCGUGGGACAGAAAAAAGUUCUCACUAUGUCUGAUGGGGAAUAUGACUACCUCAUAAAGCUCCUGGCACUUGGCGACUCUGGAGUGGGCAAGACCAGCUUCCUUUACCAGUAUACAGAUGGCAAGUUUAACUCCAAAUUUAUUACAACUGUUGGAAUAGACUUCAGAGAGAAAAGAGUGAUGUACAAAUCCGGUGGUCCAGAUGGGAAUUCUGGGAGGGGACAGAGGAUUCACCUCCAGCUGUGGGACACUGCUGGGCAGGAGAGGUUUCGGAGUUUGACAACCGCUUUCUUUCGAGACGCCAUGGGUUUCCUCCUCUUGUUCGACCUCACGAAUGAGCAGACUUUCCUCAGUGUCAGAAACUGGAUGAGUCAGUUACAGAUGCAUGCCUAUUGUGAAAGUCCAGAUAUUGUGUUGUGUGGUAACAAAUGUGACCUGGAAGGCCAAAGGGAGGUGAAGGAGGAGGACGCCCUGGAACUAGCGGAGAAAUUUGGAAUUCCGUACUUUGAGACAAGUGCGGCCAAUGGGCGCAAUGUAAGCCAGGUGGUGGACGUCCUGCUGGACCUCAUCAUGAAGAGGAUGGAUCGCUGCGCGGACAAGUCCUGGAUCCCCGAUGGCACAGUGUGGUCCAACGGGCAUAACUCCACAGAGAAAAUCACGGAAGACCAGAACCAGAACCAGGACCAGGGAAAGUGUGGCUGUUAGAGUGGAGCAAUGGCAGUAGCAGGACUAUAGCUCUCCCCUAAUGCUCAAAGGAGAGGGGAUGGAGAGGAGGAGGGGGGGGGGGAGCAGGGGAUUUGGAGCAGAUGACCCAAUUACCAAAUGUUUCAUCUGAGGUUUUUUUUUUUGUUUAGAAAAAAGCCAACAAAAUGAGGAUUUGUGUGAAGUAAUGUAUUCACUUUCCUUGUUACUACAUGUUGCUCCCAGUGUAUUUAUCGGCACAUUGUGGAAUCUUCUGCUUACUAGAUGAGUAUUACUGUGGCUAUCCACUAAGGAGUUCUUAAUUCAUUAAUUCAGUGCACAAUUAUAGCAUAUGGUACAUUGCAAGAUGCCUUUAAAAAAUUUUAAUUUUAUGCUCAGUUUAGAAAGCAAUGCCCCAAUGUGGAACGCAUCUGUGGUUAAGGAAGCAAGUCAUGCACAUCAUGGUGCCAUUAUAGAGUAGCAUUUGUUGUGCACAUGGUCCUUAUUUCAACAGGUAACCAAGGUAACCUUUAUGUGCUCUGUGCAGUUGGCUUGGCACAAGUGCAUAUUUACAUAAAAUUGCAAUUCAGUCUGAAAUAUUUCAUGCAUGAUUAUGAAUAUUGUAAUCAAGGAAAUCACUCAAUCAGUUGUGAUAAUCUAGUAAUGCAUUUGGGUUUAAAAAUCAUAUGUAUUUUAAUGAAGUUUGGGGAAAGUUGUUCAGUUUCUGUACUGAAUUUCAGCGCAAUGUUCGAGAAUGCUGCUUUGUCUACCAUGUAGCUAAAAUCUACUGUAUUGUCUCUAACACUGUAUGAAUGCCAAAAACAUACUCAAUGCCAAAUAUAAUAUAGAGCUAAUAUUUUUAUCCAGAAAAAACAUUUUAUUUAUUUGAAUAAAUAUUGUUAAGUCACAUUCUGUUUUCACUGAACCCUGCUACAGCUUGAAUGUCUUUUUCCUUUCUGGUAUAAAUACCUGACGCCACCAUCUAUGGUAGAUUUGUGUGACUGAAAUGAAAUCCACAUGAUGAAUGUGCCAGUAUCUGUUAUUAAAUAGGACACAAGGCUACGGUUAUAGAUAUGUUUGCACUUGAUGGCUCAGAAAGGAGCCCAGAAAUAUAAUAACUGUUUUAACCACAUCAUAACCACACAAGCAUUUCUUCGUCUCUAUUUAAGGGUUUUUAAUGUAUGCAUAAAUUGUGUUGCAGUAAUGAUCCUAUAUUAUAUUUCCUGUGUGUGCUUCUUUUAGUCUUCUUUUUUUGUCAUGUGAUCAUCACUGUUGGACAGUGACCAAGUAAAGAGAAUGAGUAAAGCAACGAGCAAGCAUUAAAACAAGGAAUGUUUUUUAUAAAAGACACAAUCUUAUACAUUAGCCAAUGUUAAUGUAUAGUUGUAUCUGACAUGAAAGCCACAUUGAUAGCUCUUUGUAAGUGUUUUUUUUUUUUAGAAUUGUAUCCAUUGGUUUAUUCAUCAAGCAUGGAAUAAGCUGAAGCUUGCUUUUUGGUGAAAAAUGUUCUAGCCAUAUCACUGGUUCUACACUAGGUGAGGGAAUCACUGUUUUGCAAUAUGCACAUUUGACACUUUUUUUAGAGACUUUUAUCGUUUUUAGUGAAUAUAAAAAGAAUGGUUUGGUUUGUACCAAAUCAAAUAUAUUGAAUUUCCUAUUGCACAGGCAUGUUUUCACAGGUAGCUACAUAUUGCUGCACCAUGCCUAGACCUGUUACUAUAUUGUGCAAAUCUAUUCAGUUAGAUUGCCGUUCAGUGCUUAAGAGUAUGACCCAGGUUUUUGUACUACAAAUAUAUUUUGCAUGAAAUGCUUGUUUCUUAAACUUAAUGAUUGUGUCCCAUUCCCUUGAUAUUUUGAAUACAACAAACCCUUUACCAUAAGGUCACUGUACUGUAUUUUCACAACGUAACUGGGCAAUUCCAAAGAAAACAGUAACCUUGGGCAAUAAUUGUUUAAACAUUGUAUGCUGCAAUAAACGGUUCUUUGGAAUAAGGUU